Messenger RNA from Xenopus tropicalis (tropical clawed frog), 1838 nucleotides. RefSeq names its product E2F transcription factor 4 (gene e2f4). Gene Ontology annotation, molecular function: protein dimerization activity; RNA polymerase II cis-regulatory region sequence-specific DNA binding. Gene Ontology annotation, biological process: regulation of DNA-templated transcription; regulation of transcription by RNA polymerase II. The record is from RefSeq and is marked provisional. Lineage: Eukaryota; Metazoa; Chordata; Amphibia; Anura; Pipidae. Gene Ontology annotation, cellular component: nucleus; transcription regulator complex.
AGCAGUUUGAGCAGGUGACCGGAGGCUCCGCCCACAGGCUCGCUGUUCCAUCAUGGCGGAUCCCGCUCAUCUCCCGGUCACACCAAGCCGGCACGAAAAAAGCCUUGGGCUACUCACCAGCAAGUUCGUUUCUCUUUUGCAAGAGGCAGAGGACGGGGUUUUGGACCUCAAGGCGGCAGCUGAUACUUUAGCAGUGAGACAAAAACGCAGAAUCUAUGACAUCACUAAUGUUUUAGAAGGAAUUGGAUUGAUUGAGAAGAAAUCAAAGAACAGUAUUCAGUGGAAGGGGGUAGGCCCUGGGUGUAAUACACGGGAGAUUGCUGACAAACUUAUUGACCUGAAGGCAGAACUUGCUGACCUUGAGCAGCGGGAACAGGAACUGGACCAGCAGCGUGUGUGGGUUCAGCAGAGCAUAAAAAAUGUCACAGAUGAUGUGCAGAAUACUGGGCUAGCAUAUCUUACCCAUGAGGAUAUAUGCCGCUGUUUUAGAGGAGACACCCUACUUGCAAUUAGAGCCCCAUCAGGCACAUGUUUAGAAGUGCCAGUUCCAGAGAAUACCAAUGGGCAGAAGAAGUUUCAGAUUCACUUAAAAAGUACAACUGGCCCAAUAGAAGUACUUUUGGUUAACAAAGAUACAUCAAGCUCUCCCCCAGUUGUUGUCCCUGUUCCACCUCCAGAAGACCUCAUCCAGGCUCCAGCUACAGUACCCAGUACACCACAAAGGCCAGCAUUGACUCCACAAAAUGAUACUGCUGCUAGCCCAGUUCCUGCUAUGCCCGACAGUCCUAUUUCAAAUUCAGAGUCACAAGAUUGCACAACUGACCAAACCCUCAGUAUGGAAAACACAGCUUCCUCUCGUCUUUCAAGUAUAGAUACAUGUCCACUUCAGUCUUCAGCCUCUUUGGACAACAGUACCGACUUACCAGAUCCCUCUACCUCAUUCCAGCCAAUUAAAUCAGAUCUCUCAGAUGUACUGGAAUUACCCAAAGAUAUAUCUGAUUUAUUUGAUCAAACAAAAGAAUGCAUCACUUCAGACUUGUUGGAAGAAUUAAUGUCCUCGGAAGUUUUUGCUCCUCUGCUCAGACUUUCUCCUCCUCCUGGUGAUCACGACUAUGUCUAUAAUUUAGAUGAAAGUGAAGGAGUUUGUGACCUCUUUGAUGUACCCAUCAACCUCUGAUAUUUUGAACUCGGCUUUGGGCCUUAUUUGUGAAUAAGAACUUUUUUGUUGUCUUUUAUGAAGAAAUGUUUCUAUUUUUGGAUAUCCGCGUGAGUUGUUACGGAAACCAUACCAGAGACAUUGCAGUGCAAAAAGACACUUAACUCCUCUCACUGUGAGAAUCCGCUCAUAACUUUUCCAUCCCUGUGAUGAGAGGACUGCUUGGCAAACCCUUCAUAGAGGUUGUCUGUAUUGAUCCAGCUUUAUUAAGUCCAUUACUACAUCUGACAGAAGCUUUUCACAAAUUUCAAGCACUUAACAUUUUUGCUGAAGUACAUAAUAUUUGGAUUUUUGGCUGAGUGUGCCUCAGUAUUUGGGCUUAGAAGUUCUUAAGUCUGUCCAAUAAUAUAGUAGGUGUGCAGUACCAUCCUCCAUAAACAAAUGGUUUUCCAUGCAGUAACCGUAAAAAAUAAGCUUGGUUGUCUUUUAUUAUGCUCUGACCUCACUCACUGCCAAAUCGCUGCCAGUCACUGUCUAGCUAAUUUACCUAAAUGAAAGAAGAUGUUGAUAUGAAAUUAUUUUUCUACAUACAUUUGCUGCGCCACAUGAACUAUUUGUAAUUUUUGUUUUCUACAAAAUAAACCCGUAUUUGCCAGUAGCACUUUAGGGAUGUAAAAACAAA